AUGUGUCUUGCCCGCUGCAAAAAACAGUAAUAGCUUACGGCAAGUCUAGGGCAGCGGGGCACUCGCUGCAACACGUUUGCCUAAUUGUAAAGCGAGUCGCGCGACGAAAGAGCAAAAUGCUGCGCCAGCUUGCUACCCUUCUGCCGGGUGCCCUGCGCUCGGCGUCCGGCGUUAACUCGCUGGCGCUGAACCGUGGCUUCAAGGCGGUGGCCGAUGUUGAGAUAGACUUUAACAACCGCGAGGUGCUCAAGAAGUACGUUGGCAUUCGUGACCACCUCAGCAAGGAGCCUGGGACACGCGGCAAGCUUAUUGAGGCGCUUACGGAGGUGCUGAGCAGCAUCAAAGCAGCGCCCGAGGGCUCAGACUACCGCAAGGCCGUGGAGGCCUCAUGCAUCUACCGCCUUAAGGUCUGCAAGGAGAAUGAGUCGGACGCGGCUAUUGAGGAGGUGCUGGACGCGCAUUUGGAGGAGCUCAUCAAGGAGGCGAAGGAGGAGGCCCGCCUGGUGCCCUUGAUUGCCGGCAACGCGCCAUGGGACGUGCCCGCUGACUACGCGGUGCCUGUGGUGGACUACACGGAUGCCGCCACCAUCCUGGACGCGCCGCCCAAGAAGUAGAGAGGGGCAGCCGGGGGGAUUCACGGCAGCAGAGGAGCAGAGGAGCCGUGCGAGCUGGGGGGCAGAGAGGAGAAGCGGCGAUGCAGCGGAGGAGCAGCAGCGGAGCAGCGUGGCUUGCAGGGGAAUUGCGGCAGUGCUUUCGGAGUGUGGCGGAGGGCGCAUAGGCGGAGCGGUGGCAGUGCGGUGGUGAUACCGGUGACCCCGCCGGUGGGGGAGCUCUGACUCCGUUGCCAGGCUGCGCAGGCGGCGACCGUGGCGGCCGUGCCUGAGUGUGGCAGCGCUGUGCUGAUGAGGGUAUGCGAGUCACGGCACGGCCUGACUGCAGCAGUCGGAAGCGUGCAGGGACAGCAGCAGGUGCAGGUGAUGGCGAUGUGCGCGGACGUGCCAGAGGCUGCGCAGGCAGGCACUUAGCUGCGGCGCGCCUGCUGCUGCCAGUCGUGGAUUUCCUGGUGGGCGCCGGGGCAGCGGUAGUGGCAGUGGCCGCAGUCAUGGUAGUGGCAGUGGCCGGCACAGGUUGUGACCAGCGUGCGGUGUUGCACCGAUGCCGGAGCGGGAGCGGCGCUCCGACCUGCUCGUUUAUGCGUGCUGUACCAGUGUGGCGUGGGCGUGCGCCGGCUGGCUGCUUGUGGGGCUCAUGUGUUGCAGUUGCGGCGAUACAUGGGCACCGUAGGAGGCUGCUGGCGGCGCAUGCUCUGCGCGGCUUGCUGAGGCUUACUUUCUUGAGCUUAUGACUGGACAAUAGCAGACGACACCGGUAGACUAGAUACAAGACUCGCGUGGCAAAGGAGGGUCUGU
This is a messenger RNA of Chlamydomonas reinhardtii, 1409 nucleotides long. RefSeq lists its product as uncharacterized. NCBI's taxonomy places the organism in Eukaryota, Viridiplantae, Chlorophyta, Chlorophyceae, Chlamydomonadales, Chlamydomonadaceae. The coding region runs from base 117 to 614 and encodes 165 amino acids. The record is from RefSeq and is a predicted model, not a curated record. The transcript is spliced from 3 exons. Gene Ontology annotation, biological process: respiratory electron transport chain.